Cynocephalus volans (Philippine flying lemur) is the source of this 2533-nucleotide messenger RNA. RefSeq names its product septin 10 (gene SEPTIN10). Gene Ontology annotation, cellular component: septin complex; septin ring; microtubule cytoskeleton. The record is from RefSeq and is a predicted model, not a curated record. The coding region runs from base 319 to 1683 and encodes 454 amino acids. NCBI's taxonomy places the organism in Eukaryota, Metazoa, Chordata, Mammalia, Dermoptera, Cynocephalidae. Gene Ontology annotation, molecular function: GTPase activity; GTP binding; molecular adaptor activity. Gene Ontology annotation, biological process: intracellular protein localization; cytoskeleton-dependent cytokinesis. The transcript is spliced from 11 exons.
CGGGGGGAGGGGUCCCGGCCUCAGUUCCUCGCGUGUUCUCCUCACGUCCCAAUUCUCCUCCGUCACUCGUCCCCGCGCUGACCUUCUGUCCUCUAGAAUGUCCAGGUACAUUCCUGUGAGGGCCUCGUUCCGGCCAAUGGCGCGGUCUGCAGGGCCCGCCCCGCCCCCUUCCCGAGACCGCUGAGCUCGGCCACGCCCCUGCCCCGCCCCUGCCCCGUCGCGGAGGCCGCGCGGUCAGUUACACCGCCUCGGCUGCGCCCCCCGUCCCGCCUUCCCGCCAGCCAGCCGCCGCCGCCCUCCGCCGCUCCCGCCGGGACCAUGGCCUCCUCCGAGGUGGCACGGCACCUGCUCUUUCAGUCUAAUAUGGCAACGAAAACAGCUUGUAUGUCCUCACAAGCAUCUGAUGAUGAACAGAGAAAAAGAGAAAAUAUUCGUUCCUUGACUAUGUCUGGCCAUGUUGGUUUUGAGAGUUUACCUGAUCAGCUGGUCAAUAGAUCCAUUCAGCAAGGUUUCUUCUUUAAUAUUCUCUGUGUGGGGGAGACUGGAAUUGGAAAAUCGACACUGAUCGACACAUUGUUUAAUACUAAUUUUCAAGACCAUGAAUCCUCACAUUUUUACCCACAUGUUAGACUUAAAGCUCAGACAUAUGAACUCCAGGAAAGUAAUGUUCGAUUGAAAUUGACUGUUGUGAGUACAGUGGGAUUUGGUGACCAAAUAAAUAAAGAAGAGAGCUACCAACCAAUAGUUGACUACAUAGAUGCUCAGUUUGAGGCCUAUCUCCAAGAAGAACUGAAGAUUAAGCGUUCUCUCUUUAACUACCAUGAUUCUCGCAUCCAUGUGUGCCUCUACUUCAUCUCACCAACAGGUCACUCUCUGAAGUCACUGGAUCUCUUAACAAUGAAGAACCUUGACAGCAAGGUGAACAUUAUACCAGUGAUUGCCAAAGCAGAUGCGAUUUCUAAAACUGAAUUACAGAAGUUUAAGAUCAAGCUCAUGAGCGAGUUGGUCAGCAAUGGCAUCCAAAUAUACCAGUUCCCUACAGAUGAUGACACUAUUGCUAAAAUCAAUGCUGCAAUGAAUGGACAUUUGCCAUUUGCUGUUGUAGGAAGCAUGGAUGAGGUAAAAGUUGGAAAUAAGAUGGUCAAGGCUCGCCAGUAUCCUUGGGGUGUUGUACAAGUGGAAAAUGAAAACCACUGUGACUUUGUAAAGCUGCGGGAAAUGCUCAUUUGUACAAACAUGGAGGACCUGCGAGAGCAGACCCACACUAGGCACUAUGAGCUUUAUAGGCGUUGCAAACUGGAGGAAAUGGGGUUCACGGAUAUGGGCCCAGAGAGCAAGCCACUCAGUCUUCAGGAGACUUACGAAGCCAAAAGACAUGAAUUCCAUGGGGAACGUCAGAGGAAGGAAGCAGAAAUGAAGCAGAUGUUUGUGCAGCGAGUCAAGGAGAAGGAAGCAAUACUGAAGGAAGCUGAGAGAGAGCUGCAGGCCAAAUUUGAGCAUCUUAAAAAAGUUCACCAAGAAGAGAGAAUGAAAAUUGACGAAAAGAGAAAAUGUUUGGAAGAAGAAAUAAUCACUUUCUCUAAAAAGAAAGCUACCUCCGAGAUAUUCCAUAACCCAUCCUUUAUGGCAUCGGGUACCCACCUGAAGAAGGACAAGGACCGUAAGAACUCCAAUUAUUUGUAAAACAGAAGUUCCAGAGCACAGAAAGUCAUCACAAGCAAAAGUUAUUAAAAAGUUAGAAGUAUGCUUUGCUUUUUCUUACUGUUUUUGUUUUAUCACUUAUUCUGUAUCUGGCGAAUGGCCACAGUUACUGAUAUUUAUGGAAAAAUACUUUCAAGUAUAAGGUCAAUACAUAAAUUGGAGUGGAUGAUGUUACUUAUAUAUUCACUAUUGUUAGGAAUUUUUAAGUUGCUGUUUUUGUGAUGAACCUAGAUCUUUACUCCUGCUGCCAUAUUAUUGUCACUUUGUAGCACUUUGUACCAAAGAGCAAAGUCUAAAUGCUAUUGGAAAUACAGAAUCUAUUCAUAUUAUAGCUAUAUGAUUGCAUUUAUAUUCCACAGUGAACCUUUUUUUAUACAUACUAAAGGAAGAAUUGGGGGAAUAUGUUUUAGAAUUUAUUAGAGCGCUUAAACUCUAACAUCUUAACAGUUAUAUAGAACUUUUUAAUUUUUGAUAAAAUUACCCAAUUGGUAUUCUAACUAAGGUUUUGUGUCAAAUUAUAUGUAGCAUGAUAACCUUUCAUGCUUCAGUUUGUCUCCUCUUUGUAGUUGAUAAAAAACAUCCAGGUAUAGAAACACCUUUUUUCUAGUGAUAAAAUACUCUUUAACCUGGGUGUAUCACACUAUUUAGGAUGUACUUGUUGUCUAAAACUCUCUUUUCCAGGGGAAAAAUAAUAAGGUUGAGUUGUUUUAUUAAAAAUAUUUUAUAAGAAAAUAACUAUGAACAUCUGAAUAUUAAAGAAACGAAAAUUCAGAUAAUUCAUAUUUCCAGCAAUAUUUGCAUUCAGUGCCUUAGUAGUAUUCUCAAAACACUU